GUAGCGGGUGCUCCACCACUCACCUGUGGAGCACCACCAAUAGGUCUCCCUUGUGGAACCCCGCCUCCACUUGGUGCUCCUCCACCUGGUGCUCCUCCACCUGGUGCUCCUCCACCUGGUGCUCCUCCACCUGGUGCUCCUCCACCUGGUGCUCCUCCACCUGGUGCUCCUCCACCUAGUGCUCCUCCACCUUGUGCUCCUCCACCUGGUGCUCCUCCACCUGAAGCCCCUCCGCCUGGUGCUCCUCCACCUUGUGCCCCACCUCCUGAUACCCCACCUCCUGACGCACCUCCUCCUGACGCACCUCCUCCUGACGCACCUCCUCCUGCUCCACCUCCACUGGGUGCCUGUGCUAGGCCUCCGUUUGUUGCGACAUGUCCUGGUGCUCCUCCAUUGGCACCCCCACCCCCUCCAGCAGAGGCGGCUCCUCCACCACCACCACUUGCACCACCGCCUGGGGUAAGAUUGACAGAGCUCUGUCCACCAUUUCCACCCUUUUGCACUUGUGCAGGGGCAGCACCUGCUGCGUCAACCCCGCCUAUUUUCUCAAGACCAGCAUUACCAUUAAUCGAGGCCCCAGUUGUACCUGGUAUAGUGCCAAGCCCUGUGGAUCCUGGUCCAAACUUAGCUCCUUGUAAAGCCGCAUUACCAGGAGCCAUCAUUGCUUUCCCUGUUUGUUCAGCAUUUUUCGCGGCCUGGUUCAAUGCAUUUGCAGUUUGCUUAAGCCCGUUUGUCCCUGCCUCCAUCAAGGAUGCACCCUUAGCAGAUCCACUAGGCCCCCCAUUACUUGCUGCUUCAGCACCUCCCUUCACCCCAGCUUGCUUCCCUUGA
Messenger RNA from Rhopilema esculentum, 831 nucleotides. RefSeq lists its product as uncharacterized. Lineage: Eukaryota; Metazoa; Cnidaria; Scyphozoa; Rhizostomeae; Rhizostomatidae. The record is from RefSeq and is a predicted model, not a curated record.